Molecule: messenger RNA, 573 nt
Organism: Peromyscus leucopus (white-footed mouse)
Lineage: Eukaryota; Metazoa; Chordata; Mammalia; Rodentia; Cricetidae
Gene: Polr2f
Product: RNA polymerase II, I and III subunit F
Exons: 5
Coding region: 105-488 (127 amino acids)
Biological process (GO): DNA-templated transcription
Cellular component (GO): RNA polymerase II, core complex; RNA polymerase III complex; nucleus
Molecular function (GO): DNA binding; DNA-directed RNA polymerase activity
Source: RefSeq, a predicted model, not a curated record
GUCACGGCGCAGGCGCGCAGAGCACGCGUAGUGCCGGAGGGACGUGAGGCGCGCGGUUUGCUCGUCUGAGCUCCGUCCGGACCGGCCAGGGCGGCGAAGGCGUCAUGUCAGACAACGAGGACAAUUUCGAUGGCGAUGACUUUGACGAUGUGGAGGAGGACGAAGGACUAGAUGACUUGGAAAAUGCCGAGGAGGAAGGUCAGGAGAACGUUGAGAUCCUCCCCUCUGGUGAGCGACCGCAGGCCAACCAGAAGCGAAUCACCACUCCUUACAUGACCAAGUACGAGCGAGCCCGUGUGCUGGGCACCCGCGCUCUCCAGAUCGCGAUGUGUGCCCCCGUGAUGGUGGAGCUGGAGGGGGAGACAGACCCUUUGCUCAUCGCCAUGAAGGAACUCAAGGCCCGGAAGAUCCCAAUCAUCAUUCGCCGUUACCUGCCCGAUGGAAGCUAUGAGGAUUGGGGCGUGGACGAGCUCAUCAUCACCGACUGAGCAGAGCUCUUGGACUGUGCCUGGGCGCCGUUUCUAUGCCCACUUUAGACAUGUAAAUAAUAAACUUCACCCUCCCGUCCCUCUG